AUGUUUAUCCCGCUAACUCCCUCCCGAAUCACAGCAAGCUACCUGAAAGAUCUCCGGAUGAAUCGACCAGCUCGUCCGACUGGCUCGCGCCCAUUACCAGGGAAAACUUCCCCUUCAGAUCUCCAGGAUAACCUUCCUCCGCGCGCGGCCUCCGCGUUCUCCAUGUAUCGGCAGACCGACGCAGGCGAGGACGAGCCUCGCUCCAGCAGCUCCUUGGCUUCUCGCCGCACCUCGACCAACCGCCCCAACUCGAUUGCCUUUGACCCGCCGCGCUCAGUCUCCGGGCGCAGCAAGAUCUUUCCUGCCGAGGUGUUUUCUCGCACACUUCCGGACUCCUCGAUCCCCUAUUAUCAGGAAAACCAGCAGCGACGCCAGGAGAGAGAAGAGGCACGGUCCCUUCGGGAUGCCCUGCAGCAAGUGGACCUUCAGGAUGAGGGAAGUCUGUUCCAAGCGGCGCAGGAUGAAGCUGCGGAGCUGGUGUGGGCGCACCAGAACCCUGGCGUGCCAUAUAAAGACCCCCAUGGCCCUUACCGCAACCCGGAUAACACCAAGCGAUAUUCGGGUCGGAUUUCGAGUAUAAAAGGCCCACGGAGCGCUGCAUCCUCUACCAGAAUUCCAAGUGGAUCAUCCGGCGGCAGCUCUUCCAGUCCAGAUAGUCAGAAAUUCUCGAGCUCCUGGCGUUCGUCUCUCUCCAAGGACAAGAGCUACGGGCCUUUGAAGAAGAAUUCUAAAGUCAACUUUGAAUUGCCUGCAGAGGAGACCGACGGAUCGAAAACAAGAAAUAUUAGCAGUGGUUCUUCCAAGGGGAUCUUCAGAAACCCAAAUGAUCAAAUAUAUGAGGAGCCUCGUGAUCCUCGCAACCCGGAACAAAAUGGCCAAGCCAGCUUAUUCGGGUCCGACUCGUCCGCUCUGAAGUCAAAGCCGCGCAAUUCCCUCCCAAGAAUGGGCAAACCUCUUCCUUGGCUGCGGGAUAGAAGCUCCAACAAUGACCGCCCCAUACUAGACAAGAUCGCCCGUUUUGACAGCCACAAGAACCCUCCUAGCCAGUCUCAGAACCCCGCCUAUACGAAAAACGAUACCCUGCCCAAGCAGCCUCCCAGCACUCAGGAGGAGACCGCACCUACAAAGGGAGGAAUGGAGAUCCGCAGCGACGACAUCCGCGCAGCCACCAGUAAGAAGUUCAAAGACCGAAGUGACAACUUGCCCAAGCCUUCCGCGGUCAGUGAUCGAGCCGGCCGGCCCAUUGUCAGCUUUGAUCCUAAAUGGCAGCCGAUUAUCAAUGUCCCGGACAUCCAAGAACCGACUAUCUCCGAGAUUUCAGAGCCUUCUCGCCAAGAGAUUCAGUCCGCAGCUAGGAGCAGUCAGAGCCAACAGCCAGCCCCAAAGAAGCAAACUUCCAACUCGCGCGGCCAAUGGUACUCACCAUACACGCGGAGCGGUGUCCCUACGGCGUGCUGCGAGUCCUGUUCGCUUGGAAUCUCUGGAAGGAUUGUAACCGCUGGAGGCUCGCGUUUCCAUCCAGAAUGCUUCACCUGUUUCCACUGCCAGACGGCGCUCGAAUGCGUGGCUUUCUACGAGGAACCCGAAUCCAGUCGUGCGGAACGACUGGCAAAUGCACAACCACAUGACGAAGAGGCCCACGUCCCGCGGUUCUACUGCCACCUCGACUUCCAUGAACUCUACAGCCCCCGCUGUAAGAGUUGCAAGACCCCAAUUGAAGGCGAGGUGGUGGUUGCCUGUGGUGCCGAAUGGCAUGUCGGCCAUUUCUUCUGCGCCGAGUGCGGUGAUCCCUUCAACCCACAGACCCCGUUUGUGGAGAAGGACGGUUUUGCAUGGUGUCUCAACUGCCAUUCCCACCGCACGGCACCGCGCUGCCAGGGCUGUAAACAGAAUGUGCUGGACGAGGUCGUCAUUUCUGCCAUUGGCGGACAGUGGCACGAACGGUGUUUCGUUUGCCAUGAAUGUGGCGAUGGGUUUGGGCCUGAGGGACGCUUCUUCGUUCGCGAGGGCGAGCCUAGGCGGACAGCGAAGGGGCGCAUUAUCGGUGGCCCGGUGCAAUUGGCCAUCUGUGAGAACUGCGAAGGCAUUCGCCUCAAAGCUCCUGGGAUGUGUUAG
Messenger RNA from Penicillium lagena, 2115 nucleotides. RefSeq names its product LIM domain protein. The coding region runs from base 1 to 2115 and encodes 704 amino acids. NCBI's taxonomy places the organism in Eukaryota, Fungi, Ascomycota, Eurotiomycetes, Eurotiales, Aspergillaceae. Gene Ontology annotation, molecular function: transcription coregulator activity. The record is from RefSeq and is a predicted model, not a curated record. Gene Ontology annotation, cellular component: nucleus; Z disc. The transcript is spliced from 2 exons.